Messenger RNA from Sorex fumeus (smoky shrew), 1870 nucleotides. It is a transcript of the gene INAVA, whose product is annotated as innate immunity activator. The coding region runs from base 54 to 1847 and encodes 597 amino acids. NCBI's taxonomy places the organism in Eukaryota, Metazoa, Chordata, Mammalia, Eulipotyphla, Soricidae. The record is from RefSeq and is a predicted model, not a curated record. Gene Ontology annotation, biological process: positive regulation of protein ubiquitination; adherens junction maintenance. The transcript is spliced from 10 exons.
UCCCAAAGACCCGCGCCGUUUCUCUUCCCAGAGAGCAAAUUCCAAGUGUUACAAUGCUGGGGGAGUGUCAGGCCACGUACGCGUCGCAGCCAGGGUUGGGCACCAGGUCCGCCUCCCCGAGAGUCCCCAUGGAGAGUAAGGAUGAGGUCAGCGACAGUGACAGCGGCAUCAUCCUGCAGUCUGGCCCAGACAGCCCCGUGUCCCCGAUGAAGGAGCUGACCCAGGCUGUACGCAAGCAGCAGAGGGCCCUGGAGGAGCGGCUGGAGGCCUGCCUGGAGGAGCUGAGGAGACUCUGCCUGAGGGAGGCGGAGCUGACAGGCACCUUGCCUGCAGAGUACCCCUUCAAACCCGGGGAAAAGGCCCCCAAGGUUCGUCGCCGCAUCGGAGCUGCAUACAAGCUGGAUGAGCAGGCACUGCACAGAGAGGACCCCCUGAGCGGCCUGGAGCGCGAGCUGGCGCUGCAGCAGCAGAUCGCCGAGGCGGCGCGCAGGCUGUGCGGGGAGCAGAGCGUGGGCCGCCAGGCGCGGCGGCAGCGCAAGCAGGUGGCCCUGCAGGAGGAGCGCAAACUGCAGGAGCUGCAGCGGCGAGUCGGGGAGCGGAGACGCAACAGCGCGCCCCCGCCGGCGCCCGCCUUCGCGCUUGGCCCAGAGCUCAGUACGUCUGACGACAGCUCGCUGUCUGACGGGCUCCUCCUGGAGGAAGAAGAGCCGCGUCUGCCAAAACCUUCCCCAGAGUCGCCAGCUCCGCCUUCUCGGCCUGUCCCUCCCCAGAACCUCGAAGGGCUGCAGCCGGCGGGGCCUGAGCCGGGCGCCCUGGAGCGGGCCCCGAUUCAGAGCAGCCCCUGGAAGGAGACCAGCCUGGACCACCCCUACGAGAAGCCCAAGAAGUCCUCAGAGCCCAGCAGCGAGUCCAGCAGCCCAGUCACUACCCCCCAGGACGGGCCCAGCGCCACUGACCUGUGGCUGCUUGAACCCACCGUCUACCAUGUGAUCCCUGUCCGCAAUGGCCCUGGCCAGCGGCCCAGUCGCACCAGUGCCCCGGCCACCCCCGAAAUGCUGGACAGGAGGAGCCAACCACAGUCAUUGAGGCUGGAGUCUUUCCUCCGGGCGGGCGCCGAGGGCCGGGGGCGCAGCGCCUUCCCACGCCGGCGGCCCACGCAUUAUACCGUCACGGUGCCCGAGUCCUGCUUCCCGCAGACCAAGCCCCCCCCGCCCCCCACCUGCCACACCUGCUCCGAGGACAGCGGCUCGGACGUGUCCAGUGCCUCCCACCCCACCUCCCCGGGCAGCAGCAGCCCCGACAUCUCCAUCCUGCAGCCCCUGUCCCCAUCUGAGCACCCACGCCAGCCUGGGGCCUGGGGCCCCACUGGGGGCCACUCCCCGAAACUGCUGUUGCCCCCUGGAUACCUCCCAGCCGGGCGCUAUGUGAUGGUGGCCGCCCCCGAGGGCCACCUGCUGCCGCCCGGCGAGUGGGAGCUGGGCCGCGCCGCCCAGGCCUGGGCCUACGAGGAGGCCACGGCGGCUGCGGGCCUGCGUUUGCGGCGCCUGGUGCCGGCCCCCGGCCGCCUGGGGCGCACGCCCUCCCUGAAGGACACCCCCACGGCCCGGCUCAGCAAGGCCGCUGUCUCCAGGGAGCUCGAGUCCUGGCAUGAGCGGGCGCGGCUCCGGAGCGCCCGGCCACACUCGCUGGACCGCCAAGGGGCCUUCCGCGUGCGGAGCCUGCCGCCCGGGCGAGCCCUGGGACCCCGCGCACAGGUGCCGGCCGUGUGUGUGCUGCGGCGAUCGCCUGACGGCGCCCCGGUGCAGGUCUUCGUGCCUGAGAACGGAGAGAUCAUCAGCCAGGUGUGACCGUGGCCAGGCCCCACCUACCU